CUUUCGCAGGAACGGAAGCACAUGCUGCAGUAUGGCGGCCUGCACGAAAUUCAUUCAGCCAGCUGAGUCUCGGCGUAGCCUGCCUCUUGGCUUGACUUGUCUUUGGCCCAAUGCGUGGACUUGAGGCUGCAUACGCCCAGAUGCCAAGCACAAGGACGUACCUGGGUAUCCCAGACGAAGCUAUUCCCGAGGCUCAGGAUUCUGUGCUCGAUUACACGACAAGCAAAAUCGGAGGAAAGCUUGCAUGGCCUGAAGGGCUUGGAAGGCCUCACCUGGAUUGCACAGUGUGCAAAAGUCAAUUAGUUUUGGCCCUGACCAUAUAUGCACCUCUGGAAGCUUCUGAAUACCACAGGACUCUAUACUUCUUCACAUGCAUCAGAGGGGCUCAUGGGUGGUGUUGCUUGAGGACACAAGUUCUUAGUGUUUGCAAGACAGCAAAGGAAGAUCUGGCACAAGGCUCCAUUAUUUCAGGAGUUGAGUCUUGGCUGGAUGGAGCAGAUGACUGGGGAGAGGCUCCUGCAGAGGAAGAAGAAGAAGGUAGAACAUCUGCAUCUGUAACAGAAUCAGUUGAUGCCUGCCAGCCUCCAGAUGAGAUGGUAUUGGGUGACAUGGCUGCACUGUCUAUGUUUGAAACCGCUCAGUCACAGGAUCUCAGUGGAGAAGGUGAUACAUCUGCAUGGGUAGAAGAUACUGAAGGAGGAAGCGGUCAUGGUCCUAUUGUUCUUGAGAGUGACAUGUUAGUGGAGUCAUCUGACAUACCAGACCUGCUUCAAGCCUCUUCCAAACUUCCUCCACAAGCAGAUCAGGCCACCUUUACAUUCCAUCCCAGGUACAUAUCAGUAAUAGAAGAACCAGUUUUGGCCUCAAAGAAGGAGGAUGAUCAUGUGGAGGGGAAAACAAGGAGGAAAGGAAAGAAUUCCCCUGGCUCUGAUGCCUGGGGACAGGAGUCUUAUGAAAAACCUGCUCCACGUCAUGGAGAUAGUAAUUUCUAUCACUUCAUUCAAGUUGUCCAGGAACACAAUCAAUGUAAAGAGCAGAUAAUACGAACCAUCACUAGCCCUGUCUGUUUUCUGCAGGCCAUGUCCACCAUCCUUUUGCUCACCCCAGCUGUCUCUAAAGCAAAGCUUGUGAAGAGGAGGAAUGUGGAAUAA
This is a messenger RNA of Darwinula stevensoni, 1151 nucleotides long. The record is from the annotation of a GenBank genome assembly. NCBI's taxonomy places the organism in Eukaryota, Metazoa, Arthropoda, Ostracoda, Podocopida, Darwinulidae.